Messenger RNA from Zea mays, 730 nucleotides. RefSeq lists its product as uncharacterized. NCBI's taxonomy places the organism in Eukaryota, Viridiplantae, Streptophyta, Magnoliopsida, Poales, Poaceae. The record is from RefSeq and is marked validated. Bases 129 to 452 code for a protein of 107 amino acids. The transcript is spliced from 2 exons.
ACCGGAUAAAACCGCCUUGCCUGCGCACUGGUGCCUGCGGAAACUGCGACUCCUCCUCGGUCCUCGCAGACGAUUCACCCCGCACCGCGAGCGAGGAGAGGAGCCUGGCCGCGAGGGCGUCGACGCUGAUGGCGGCGUGGUGGCGGAGGAAGGUGGUGCCCUGCGCGCGCCGCGCCUGGGCCGCCCUCGCCGCGCGGCUCCGCGCGCGUAAGCCUGGAUAUCACCUGGACACCGUGGAUCAUGUGCCAGGCAGUGGUGGCAUUCUGAAGCUCAACGAGGACGUGCAGACUUGCGGCUACAAGGACGUCCAGGUCAUGUUCGACAUGUUGACAUCGGAACUCGAGGCAGCCGCUCAAGCCCAGAAGCCACCGACGUCGCCGCCCCGCAAAGGAGGAGCGCUACCGCCUGCAUGGCCCGGCCGGUCCUCGUCGGCGAUCACUGCUGCACAGUAGGUACCUGCGAACAGUACCAUUAGAGAGGCGUCCGCCGCCCCCUGCCCUUCUUCCGUCAGAAAGAGCGAAAAAUUGCAGCGAGAACAAUAAGAUGAGGAGUAAGCGCGAGAGAUAGAGAGGCUCCCAAACAUCGUGUUUAGGUGUGUAGAUAGAGGAUGAUAUGAACCAGUGCUGAACACUUUUUUUCGCCCAUCGGAAGAAGAGAGAGCAAGAGGGGUUACUUUCAAUCCCAAGGUGUAUUUUUAUUUUGUUUCAAUAUGAUCCAUGCUGGUUUCUGG